AUGCUGAACAACUUCCUGGGGCCACACUACAACAAGGAGCUGGUCAAGUACUGGCUUCCCACAGCAGGCACAUGGGGUGCUGUUGGUGUCAUGGGGCUAGUUUGGGCCACUGACUGGUGUCUGAUUCUGGAUUGGGUACCAUACAUCAAUGGCAAAUUUAAGAAGGACAAUUAAGCUAUCUUUUCAAUCUUAUGGUC
Messenger RNA from Dromiciops gliroides (monito del monte), 197 nucleotides. RefSeq names its product cytochrome b-c1 complex subunit 10-like. The record is from RefSeq and is a predicted model, not a curated record. Bases 1 to 174 code for a protein of 57 amino acids. Gene Ontology annotation, biological process: mitochondrial electron transport, ubiquinol to cytochrome c. Gene Ontology annotation, cellular component: mitochondrial inner membrane. Lineage: Eukaryota; Metazoa; Chordata; Mammalia; Microbiotheria; Microbiotheriidae. The transcript has a single exon.